Molecule: messenger RNA, 3969 nt
Organism: Eptesicus fuscus (big brown bat)
Lineage: Eukaryota; Metazoa; Chordata; Mammalia; Chiroptera; Vespertilionidae
Gene: COL6A1
Product: collagen type VI alpha 1 chain
Exons: 35
Coding region: 139-3222 (1027 amino acids)
Source: RefSeq, a predicted model, not a curated record
UCCCGGGCAGUAACUCCUGCAAGAGCAGAGGCAACUUUUCUCUCUCUCUCUCUCUCUCUCUCUCUCUCUCUCUCUCUGGCUGUCUUCAGCCCACCCUGACCCCUGCCCUCGCUCGAUGGUGACACGCAGGCCGGGGACAUGAGGCUGGCCCACGCUCUGCUUCCCCUGCUGCUGCAGGCCUGCUGGGCCACCGCGCAGGACCUCCCGGCAGCCGAGAGGGCCAUUGCCUUCCAAGACUGCCCCGUGGACCUCUUCUUCGUGCUGGACACCUCCGAGAGCGUGGCCUUGCGGCUAAAGCCCUAUGGGGCCCUGGUGGACAAGGUCAAGGCCUUCACCAAGCGCUUCAUCGACAACCUGAAAGACAGGUACUACCGCUGCGACCGCAACCUGGUGUGGAACGCAGGUGCGCUGCACUACAGCGACGAGGUGGAGAUCAUCCGCGGGCUCACGCGCAUGCCCAGCGGCCGCGACGCGCUCAAGGCCAGCGUGGAUGCGGUCAAGUACUUCGGCAAGGGCACCUACACGGACUGCGCCAUCAAGAAGGGGCUGGAGGAGCUGCUGGUGGGGGGCUCCCACCUGAAGGAGAACAAGUACCUGAUUGUGGUGACCGAUGGGCACCCCCUGGAGGGCUACAAGGAGCCAUGCGGGGGCCUGGAGGAUGCUGUGAACGAGGCCAAGCACCUGGGCAUCAAAGUCUUCUCAGUGGCCAUCACGCCCGACCACCUGGAGCCACGGCUGAGCAUCAUCGCCACAGACCACACGUACCGGCGCAACUUCACGGCGGCGGACUGGGGGCAGAGCCGCGACGCGGAGGAGGUCAUCAGCCAGACCAUCGACACCAUCACCGACAUGAUUAAAAAUAAUGUGGAACAAGUGUGCUGCUCCUUCGAGUGCCAGCCCGCCAGAGGACCUCCCGGACCACGGGGUGACCCAGGGUACGAGGGAGAACGAGGGAAGCCAGGUCUCCCAGGAGAGAAAGGAGAAGCCGGAGACCCCGGAAGGCCCGGCGACCUGGGGCCCGUUGGCUACCAGGGGAUGAAGGGAGAAAAGGGAAGCCGAGGGGAGAAGGGCUCCAGGGGACCCAAAGGUUACAAGGGCGAGAAGGGCAAGCGCGGCAUCGACGGUGUGGACGGCAUGAAGGGGGAGAUGGGGUACCCUGGCCUGCCAGGCUGCAAGGGCUCGCCUGGAUUCGAUGGUGUCCAAGGACCCCCGGGGCCCAAGGGUGACGCGGGCGCAUUCGGACUGAAGGGAGAAAAGGGUGAGCCUGGAGCCGAUGGGGAGCCUGGGAGGCCAGGGAGCACAGGGAGCCCCGGAGAUGAGGGAAACCCCGGAGAGCCUGGUCCCCCAGGAGAGAAGGGCGAGGCCGGCGACGAGGGCAACGCAGGCCCAGACGGCCCCCCCGGAGAUAGGGGCGGCCCUGGGGAGAGAGGACCACGGGGGACCCCAGGCGUGCGCGGCCCGCGAGGAGACCCAGGUGAAGCUGGACCCCCAGGUGACCAGGGACGAGAAGGCCCUGUCGGUGUCUCCGGAGACCCGGGUGACGCAGGCCCUGUUGGACCUAAAGGGUACCGAGGAGACGAGGGGCCCCCGGGGCUUGAGGGUCCCAGAGGUGCCCCAGGGCCUGCAGGACCCCCCGGAGACCCCGGACUGAUGGGUGAAAGGGGUGAAGAUGGCCCCCCCGGAAAUGGCACUGAAGGCUUCCCCGGCUUCCCUGGCUAUCCGGGCAGCAGGGGCCCUCCCGGGAUAAACGGCACUAAAGGCUACCCUGGCCUCAAGGGGGACGAGGGAGAAGCUGGAGACCCCGGAGAGGACAACAACGACGUUUCACCCCGAGGUGUCAAAGGCGCAAAGGGGUACCGGGGCCCCGAAGGCCCCCAGGGACCCCCGGGACACACGGGACCGCCGGGACCGGAUGAAUGCGAGAUUUUGGACAUCAUCAUGAAAAUGUGCUCUUGCUGUGAGUGCAAGUGCGGCCCCAUCGACAUCCUGUUCGUGCUGGACAGCUCCGAGAGCAUCGGGCUGCAGAACUUCGAGAUCGCCAAGGACUUCAUCAUCAAGGUCAUCGACCGGCUGAGCCGGGACGAGCUGGUCAAGUUCGAGCCCGGACAGUCGCAUGCGGGCGUGGUGCAGUACAGCCACAACCAGAUGCAGGAGCACGUGGACCUGAGGAACCCCAACAUCAGGAACGCCCAGGAGCUCAAGGAAGCCAUCAAGAAGCUGAAGUGGAUGGCGGGCGGCACGUUCACUGGCGAGGCCCUGCAGUACACCCGGGAUCGACUCCUGCCACCCACUCAGAACAACCGGAUCGCCCUGGUCAUCACAGACGGCCGCUCGGACACCCAGAGGGACACCACACCCCUCAGCGUGCUCUGCGGCCCUGACAUUCAGGUGGUCUCCGUGGGCAUCAAGGACGUGUUCGGCUUCGUCGCGGGCUCUGACCAGCUCAACGUGAUUUCCUGCCAAGGCCUGGUCUCCCAGGGCCGGCCGGGGCUCUCGCUGGUCAAAGAGAACUACGCCGAGCUGCUGGAGGACGCCUUCCUGAAGAACAUCACCACCCAGAUCUGCAUAGACAAGAAAUGCCCAGACUACACCUGCCCGAUCACGUUCUCCUCCCCCGCCGACAUCACCAUCCUGCUGGACGGCUCGGCCAGCGUGGGCAGCCACAACUUCGAGACCACCAAGCGCUUCGCCAAGCGGCUGGCCGAGCGCUUCCUGACGGCGGGCCAGGCGGCCGCGGCCCACGACGUGCGCGUGGCCGUGGUGCAGUACAGCGGCACCGGGCAGCAGCAGCCGGAGCGCGCCGCCCUGCAGUUCCUGCAGAACUACACCGUGCUGGCCAGCACCGUGGACGCCAUGGACUUCUUCAACGACGCCACCGACGUCAACGACGCCCUCCGCUACGUGACCCGCUUCUACCGCGAGGCCUCGCCGGGCGCCGCCAAGAAGAGGCUGCUGCUCUUCUCCGACGGCAACUCGCAGGGGGCCACGGCGGCCGCCAUCGAGAAGGCCGUGCAGGAGGCCCAGCGGGCGGGCAUCGAGGUCUUCGUGGUGGUGGUGGGCCAGCAGGUGAACGAGCCGCACGUCCGCGUCCUGGUCACCGGCAAGACGGCCGAGUACGACGUGGCCUUCGGCGAGCGCCACCUGUUCCGCGUGCCCAGCUACCAGGCCCUGCUGCGGGGCGUCUUCUACCAGACGGUGUCCAGGAAGGUGGCCCAGGGCUAGCCGGCCCCCCCAAACUGAAACAAAGUGAAAUGUGACGUAGAUCUUCCUGACCGACCCGAUUAGCUAGGUCUUUUUAAAGGAAAAGCUUGAAAAGCUGCCAUGCGAGCGGGGUCCUGCCACCUCCCCCCCGCACCUGAACCCGAGUUAACAUCCCAGACCUCCCGCAGGCUCCCGCCCCAGCCCGUCAGGACCCCGAGACCUCACUUCUCUGGGGUGUCAGUUGCCCGCUGCCCCCAAUCCCUUCAGUAACCCUACACAUCCCUCCACGUAACAUCUCAUUUACACUAAAGUCAAAGCCACUACUCAGUUCUCGGGAGAUGACGGACUGCGUUUCGCCUGGGCAGCCAGGGUUGAGAGGACUUCUUAAACCCGUCCUCGGAGGGUCGCGUCACUCGUCGCCUGGGCCUCGGCUCCCGAGUCUCAGCCCGAGGGCUCGGGGCAGCGCGCCAACGCUGCCCAGCAUCUCCAGGGAGCAGCAUUCAGUAGUGUCUCCUUGACCCCGUGUCCUGGCAAACCCCAAGAACAAAGGUGCUAUCCCAUCGACCCCCCCCCGCCACACCCAUGUACGGCGAGGCCUGGCAGCCGGGCCACCCGGUGAUGUGCCCAAGCUCUCUCCUCAGGGGAGUGAGUGGUUCUGCAUCUUACUGAAGACCCUCUUUAUUGGUUCGUUUUAUUUUUUACUCCUUCCUGUGUUUUUCUCAACUGUGUUCCUCUCAGCAAAGUUUCCAAAUAAAAGUUUCACUCUUC